AAAAAAAUCUGUCUUUUGGUUACUUGAAGUUGACAACAGAGUAUAGAUGAGAACAGAAGAAGUGAAACUCAAAGAAAAAAGAAGUGUUAUUGCACAUGUAAGAUAAGUGGAGAGUUAGUCAUGUGCAUGUCAACUUCCGUGUUAAUGUAAGAGGAAAAAUACGUCUGCCUUUAGCAUUGCCCUUAGUGAGACUGAAACCAUUUCAUCAUGACUGAUCUUCACAGCUGCUUCUUUGCAUCCUUGCUUAUCUUUCAUCUGUCAAUUAGUAAAUGUGACACCUUAGUACAGUACUUUGAAGGCGAUAAUGCAACUUUGGCGUGCAAGUACAACAGUAAAUAUCAUGGAAAAUGUCACAUAUGCUGGACGAAAGGAGAUAUUCCCAAUAGGGGAUGCGGUGAUGAAAUUAUCGGAAGUGACGGUGAUAAAGUGGUGAGGAGAAAGUCGGACAGAUAUCAGAUGACAGGUGACAUUGAGCACGGAGAUGUGUCGCUAACAAUCAUUAACAUACAGAAAAAAGACUCUGGCAAGUAUGGAUGUCGCAUACAUGUUCCUGGAUGGUUUAAUGAUGAGAAGAAUUACGUCAACUUGGUUGUUAAAGACGCACCUAUACAAACAACACAGAAAACUGCCUCUGCGCCCAGCAGCACGUCUGACCAUGAAACCACAGAGAGCAUAUACACACCUGUGCCAACCACACAAGAACCUGUGGCAGUAACCACUAUUCCAGGCCAAAUAACCACUGAAACACACAGCACUUACCUGACGAGAGACACGACACAAGAGAGUACUUCAGUCUCAAGCGCUUCAGGUUUUCCAGAGAGCACCACUACUGGACUGUGGCCCUUUAACACAACAUAUGACAACUAUAUUGAUGAGUCAUCCUCUAUGGAUAAAAAAGAGAGUGUGAACACAACAGCAAUUAUUGUGCCUGUUCUCCUGUUACUGUUGGCUUUAGUAGGCAUUGCUCUCAUUCUGUUAUGGAAGCAAAAGAGCAAACGCAGAGACAUAGCACAAAUGGCCCAGAACUCAGAUAGCUCUGUCAUCUACAAUAACUCCGGCAGUACCGUGGGCCUGUACAACAGAGAGAUAGCGGUGGACAAUGUCUAUCAGAUAGAGUCUACUUAUGAACAGUGGCAUUAAAACGUGUGAUAUUUGUUGUUGAUCAGUGGCCUCCACUGUAUUGUUUUCUGUUUAUAUUGUAAAAUUGCAAUUAUGUGACAACUUUAUCUGUUUAGAGAAAUGACUUGACUAACUUGGCUAACUUUUACCAGAGCUUUAUAGUCUUGCAAAAACUGAUCUAUAAGCCACAUGUAGUGGCUAACAUACUCAACACUAUACUGUUAUUAAAACAUAUUUGAAGUGAACGAAGUUUCAUUUAAUGGUUUACCGUGUGUUUGGGUCAGGGCCGUGCACAGACAUUUUAAGGGGCAGUGGCCCAAACCAAAAAGGGGGCACUGAGCGAGGGCACAAUUUAUAUGGUUUUAACAAUAUGAUGUGUUAUAGAUUAAUAUCAAAUAAGAUAAGUGAUUAUAAAUGGAAAAUAUACUUAAUAACAAGAAUUAAAGUGUGACAAAACUGCUUAAUAUUCUAUAUGAUUUACGUGCUGAAGCUUUGAAUCCAUGUUUGCAAUUUUAAACAGCUUUUGCAGCCUUCCUUUCAACUCUGUCUUCUUUUUUGUGAAAACAUUGUUUUUUAUUUUUAUUUUUUGUCUACAAAGUGUGCCAUAAUGUUAUUCCUGUCCAUAAUAUUUCGUUUAUUUUGAAGUGGACUGCUGAUGCAUAU
Molecule: messenger RNA, 1782 nt
Organism: Paramisgurnus dabryanus
Lineage: Eukaryota; Metazoa; Chordata; Actinopteri; Cypriniformes; Cobitidae
Gene: havcr1
Product: hepatitis A virus cellular receptor 1
Biological process (GO): cytoskeletal rearrangement involved in phagocytosis, engulfment; apoptotic cell clearance
Molecular function (GO): phosphatidylserine binding
Source: RefSeq, a predicted model, not a curated record